ACUCGUGGGCUGGAUUGCUAGAGUGGGAUUUCUAGUCUUUCGGAGCGCAGUAUAUUUUUGCUUGACUAUCUUUGGAUCUGUGUGCGUUUAACAGUAAUAAAGACAUAUUUUCUGAAUCGGUAAAUGUAGAUAUUUCAGACUGGAUCUUUACAUCUGUAUACCGUCUCCAAUUGGAAUAAAUAAUUGAGGAAUGUGGAAAUUACAGAAUGCCCAACAGCGUUGGAAAGAGAUUUAAACCCACCAAAUACAUCCCGGUAUCUACUGCUGCCACUUUUCUUGUGGGAUCCACCACCUUAUUCUUCGUUUUUACGUGCCCCUGGUUGACCAACACGAUCUCCCCCGCCGUGCCUCUCUACAAUGGCGUCGUCUUCCUAUUUGUGCUGGCCAACUUCAGCAUGGCUACCUUCAUGGACCCUGGAGUCUUCCCCAAAGCGGAUGAGGAUGAGGACAAGGACGAUGAUUUCCGGGCACCUCUCUACAAGAAUGUAGAGAUCAAAGGAAUUCAGGUCCGGAUGAAAUGGUGUGCCACCUGUCACUUCUACAGACCGCCCCGUUGCUCUCACUGCAGUGUGUGUGACAACUGUGUGGAGGACUUUGACCACCACUGCCCCUGGGUGAACAACUGUAUCGGGCGUAGGAACUACCGUUACUUCUUCCUGUUCCUGCUGUCGCUAAGCAUCCACAUGGUGGGCGUGUUCUCCUUCGGCCUGCUGUUUGUGCUGCACCACAUGGAGCAGCUGGGCACGUUGCACACCACCGUCACUCUAGUGGUGAUGUGUAUAGCAGGGCUCUUCUUCAUUCCAGUCAUGGGCCUGACAGGCUUCCAUAUGGUCCUUGUCGCCAGAGGUCGCACCACUAACGAACAGGUGACGGGCAAGUUCCGUGGAGGAGUAAAUCCCUUCACGCGGGGUUGCUGUGGCAACAUCAAGUAUGUCCUGUGUGCUCCCCUGGCGCCCAGGUACAAUGGUGUGGACCCCAGGAAGAAGCCCCCUGUCUCCAUCCAACCCCCCUUCAUCAGACCAAACCUCUCUGACAGACAGAUCAGCAUCAAGGUCAGCAACAACGGGGUCCACACCAGUAUCCUCCAGUCUAAAUCCAAGAUCAGUCUGGAUGGCCUGGCCGUGGAUGACAAAGGCCUAGACACCCAGCCUCCGCUACCUCCCAAAGUAGAACGCUACAACCAGCUGAAGAGCCAGCUGACGUCCAGCCAAGAUAGUUCCCUGUCCGGCAAGACCCAUCCCUCCACCCCGGCCAUGUACAAGUACCGGCCCUCGUUCGGCACCAUCCCUAAAGUCCAUUACCAUGCGGCAGGAGAGAAGAUUGUAAUGCCAGAUGACCACCGUAAGGCGUCAGCCAUCUUGGAGGAGGGCCGUUGCCAUGUCGACUACCGCUCAGAGCCCAACCUGGACCUGCCUGACUACCGCAACGCCCCUCUCCACCGCUCCUUCCAGUCCUCCCCACUGCAACUGGACUCCUACCCCAUAAACUCCAGCUCCCUCAACCUGAAGCAGGCCCACCAGCGCAGGGACAAGGGCCAGCUGCCUGUCCUGCAGCCUGAGACAGUCACCUCCACCCCCUACAAGAGCGUCUUCUCCCCACUGUCCAACCGCAACAGCAGCCUCUCCUACGACAGCCUGCUCAACCCCAGCAUUUCCCCAGCCACCGCAGCCGAGUGCAUGGCCCACCCCGGCAUGCCCUCUAUGGGCUCGCACUCACCCUACCUGCCAACCAAAAUGUGCCACGUGCGGGGGCCUGAACCUCAGAUCCAGAAGCAGCAGGUCCCCCCCAGCUUCAGCCCGGUGUUGGGCUCCGGGGGGAUGAGCAGAGGCAGGGGCAGGCAGUCCCCGCAGAACAGGGACCUGUCCCCAGUGUUGGGCUCCAGGGGGAUGGGGAUGAGCAGGGGCAGACAGUCCCCCCAGGACCGGGACCUGUCCCCGGUGCGCUACGACAACCUCUCCAAAACCAUCAUGGCCUCCAUCCAGGAGCGUAAGGAGAUGGAGGAGAGGGAGAAGCUGCAGCACCAUGGGGGGUGCUCCCAGGCUCAGUCCUAUGCCCAGGCUCAGGACUCAGGCAUGUUCGACAGCUCUGGAGGGUAUGGCCUGCCUCCCAGCGCCUGCUACCCGGAUAGUCCCCGGGACCCCAGCUCCAGAGGUCCCACGCCUCCAGCCUACGGAGGCUCUAGGGACAACCUGAUGGGGGUGGUGAGCUACGGGCCUCGGACCCCCGUGCUGCGCUCCUCUGGUGGCUCCUCUCUGGCACGUGCCCCCAGGACUUCCUACAGCUCCCUGCACACUGACAGCAGCAUGCAGGGAGGCAGGGUCCCUGAGCCCCCAUGCCGCUCCCCACCCCACCAGCCCCACCACUCCCCUGCCAUGCCCCAAUCCCCCUCCUACACCCACAAGAAACUCUCCUUCAUCCACGCCUUGGAGAGAACAGACUCACCCCGCCUUGGUGGCCCAAGAGAGGCCAUGAUGCAAAGUAAAGUGAAUGGGCAAACAGACUGCCAUCUAGGACCCAACAGCUCCAGUGCCCAGGGCACCACUCUCAGCCCUAGCCGCCACAGUAAUGUCAAAAAGGUGACUGGGGUGGGUGGCACAACCUAUGAGAUAUCUGUGUGAAAGGGCUGGGGCCCGGGGCGCCAAACCUUGAGGGAAGAGGCAGCAUUCUCAUGGCAUCCACAUCCAAUGACAACAACAAUUGUGCUACACAGAGAGGGUUCUCUUCUUCCUUUGACCUUUUUUUAUUCGAUAUUGUCCAAUCAGGGGCGCAUAGCAUUUCCUACUUGGGAAUUAUUGGCGGACCUCUGCUCUUUCCGUGCCUAGCCCUUGGUCUCUGUGUCUGUACUGGAGGAGUGCGCCGUGAUAAGUGUGUGUUUGAUGGGAAAAGAACAACUUCAACCUAAAGAGGGCUGAUGUUCUUACUGAGUGUUUUGUUGAAUUUUGUGGCUUGUUAUGUUAGUCAUCAGUGGACAGUCUGAAUGAGAUCUUAAAUUUGGCGUUUACAGCAUCUCAGUUGCGGUCUAGGUGCUGUUCUGUAUGAUCACACUCCCUAACCACCCACCCAGGCCGCGAGAGGUUAAUACACUGACACCCUUACACAUACAGAUGAUGCCACAUGUCUUUGUUCAGUCACAUUCUCUGAAAUAGCCAUGGUAUGGGGAGCCACCUCUAACCCAAUAAGUCAUGCAUACAGCACCAAUCCAUUGGAUUCAAGCAUACAGCACCAAUCCGUUAGAUUCAAGCAUACAGCAUCACUCCAUUGGAUUCAAGCAUACAGCACCAAUCAAUUAGAUUCAAGCAUACAGCAUCACUCCAUUGGAUUCAAGCAUUCAGCACCAAUCCAUUUGAUUCAAGCGUACAGCAUCACUCCAUUGGAUUCAAGCAUUCAGCACCAAUCCAUUUGAUUCAAGCGUACAGCAUCACUCCAUUGGAUUCAAGCGUACAGCAUCACUCCAUUGGAUUCAAAGCGUACAGCAUCACUCCAUUGGAUUCAAGCAUUCAGCAUCACUCCAUUGGGUUCAAGCAUUCAGCGUCAAUCCAUUUGAUUCAAGCGUACAGCAUCACUCCAUUGUCUUCAAGCGUACAGCAUCACUCAAUUUGAUUCAAGCAUACAGCAUCAAUCCAUUGGAUUCAAGCAUACAGCAUCAAUCCAUUGGAUUCAAGCAUACAGCGUCAAUCCAUUGGAUUCAAGCUUAUACACAUACCUCUUAUGAAUUCAAGGUGCUUUCAAGGUGCUGACCGUGUCUGUCUUGUCCAUCAACAACAUGUUGGCCAUUACUGAGCAGCACAGAGAAAAUAUCACAUUGCACCAGUCAGUGUUAGAUCAAUGCAAUCUUUAAUACUGUUCCAAUACCGUCACAAGAUGGGCUGAAUGGAUAUCAAACUGUUAAAUGGCAAUACAACAGUGCUGUGUGGCACUCAGAGACACAGGUCUUGAAUUUCUCCAACUACAUUUAUCCUCUGAGUUUCGAGGUGGUGUUUUAGGGCUUACAGUACAGGAGCAUAUUCAUCUCAACUCUAGCUGAGCUCCAGUAUUUAUUUCCCUUUACAAACUGGGUGGUUCGAGCCCUAAAUGCUGAAAGUCAUGGUAUAUCACACCCAAUACCACAGGUAUGACAAAACAUUUAUUUUUACUGUUCUAAUUACGUUGAAUAGCAAAAAGACACCUCGGGUUUGUGGUAUAUGGCCAAUAUACCAUGACUAAGGGCUGUAUCCAGGCACUCCACUUUGCGUUGUGAGCAUGAACAGCCCUUAGCCAUGGUAUAUUGGCCAUAUACCACAUCCCCUCGUGCCUUAUUGCUUAACUAUACCAUAAGCUACAGUUAUCAGUAACAUUGUCCAACAUUCUAUCUAUUGAUUUCCAUGUCAUGUUUGAGUGACCCCCGACACAGACCAGUGCUAAGAAGAUACACAAAAGCUUUUGCCACUGAGUGUUACAGAGGUGGCUGUUAUCUGUGAUCUAUGCUGAACACCCCAACAAAACGGUCCUCCCCAUAUUCAGGACAACUCCCACCAGCUAACCAGUCAGCCAUGCACCGCCAAAACAUCUAAUAGGCAAUGUAUUACUUUUGUGACUUAGUAUUUUUAGUAUCAUAGGUCUACCCAUAAUAAGUUAUGUUAAAGCCAUGUAUAAUUGUUUUGUUAUGAUUCAUAUCAAGAGUGGAAAAAGUCUUCAGCUGUGUUACUACAUGAAAACAUGUCACCCAUUGCUAUUUAGUAGUUUUUUUAUUGAUCUUUUUAUUUUUAUUUCCAACCUUUCGAAAAUGUUUGAUACAUCUUGCUUUUUAUACAGAUACUCAAGCUUGGAAUGGAUGUUUGUAUUUUGAGUGGAUUUUGUUAAGUUAUAACUUAAGUGAAUUAAUGAAUAAGUACCAUAGCCGAUAUAGGGAAGGAGGUAUGCUAGUUUGUUGUAUGCUACAGUGUAAAAAAAAUAUUGAUUAAACUGUGAUGAAGCAAUGUAAAGUUAUACAAAGCGGAUGUCAUUUAAAAAAGUGCCAAAGUUGGCUACUAACCCUGAUUCUGUUAAAGCUCUGGGUACUCCUGAAAUCCAUCCACUUUAAGCAGCUGUCUGGCACAGCAAACCAAAUGAAUUACAAGACAUGAGGAAAGUCAUGGAUAAAACUAUGGGACUGUUGUUUUUUUGUGGUUCACUAAUGAAAAGAAGAUAUAGUUUGAUAGGUACAUCUAUUUUCUUUCUUUAAAAAACACUGAUUAAAUGUAGCUUGAAAGUU
Molecule: messenger RNA, 5230 nt
Organism: Oncorhynchus nerka (sockeye salmon)
Lineage: Eukaryota; Metazoa; Chordata; Actinopteri; Salmoniformes; Salmonidae
Product: palmitoyltransferase ZDHHC8B-like
Exons: 11
Coding region: 207-2618 (803 amino acids)
Biological process (GO): protein palmitoylation
Molecular function (GO): palmitoyltransferase activity
Source: RefSeq, a predicted model, not a curated record